CACACUCGGCAGCCCGAGCCGCGGCAGCCGCAGCGGGAUGGAGGCGGCGCGCACGGAGCGCCCCGCAGGCUGGCCCCGGGCGCCCUUCGCCCGGACCGGGCUCCUGCUCCUGUCGACGUGGGUCCUGGCCGGCGCUGAGAUCACUUGGGACGCAACGGGCGGUCCUGGGCGCCUCGCGGCUCUGGCUUCGCGGUCCCCGGCGCUGCCUCCUCUCUCGCUGCGGGCAGUGGCAAGCCAGUGGCCGGAGGAGCUGGCGAGUGUACGGAGAGGCGCCGCACUGGGGCGCCGGCCGGGACCAGAGCCACUGCCCCAGCCAGGCGGAGGCAGCGGCAGAAAGAAGCAGGGAGAAGCCGGAGGGCUGUUGCCGGCAGGCGCGCAGUGGGGACGGGGCAUCUCGGCUCCUGGCAAGCCUGGCGGUACAAGGAGGAGUCGCCGGGCGCAGUCCCCCAGUGCCCUGGAACGCGGAGACACCCAGGCUACUGUCUUAGCCGAUGGUUCCAAAGGAAGCCGGUCUCUGGCCAAGGGUCUCCGGGAGGAGGUGAAGGCACCACGGGCCGGGGGGUCGGCGGCCGAAGAGCUCCGGCUACCCAGCACCUCGUUCGCGCUGACCGGGGACUCGGCCCACAACCAAGCCAUGGUGCACUGGUCGGGACACAACAGCAGCGUUAUACUUAUCCUGACGAAGCUGUAUGACUUCAACCUGGGAAGCGUGACAGAGAGCUCACUUUGGAGAUCAACGGAUUACGGCGCCACCUAUGAAAAGCUCAAUGACAAAGUGGGCUUGAAGACUGUCCUCAGUUACCUCUACGUCAAUCCCACCAACAAAAGGAAGAUCAUGCUUCUUAGUGAUCCUGAGAUGGAGAGCAGCCUACUGAUCAGCUCAGAUGAAGGGGCCACCUAUCAGAAAUACCGGCUCACCUUCUAUAUCCAGAGUCUGCUCUUUCACCCCAAGCAAGAGGACUGGGUGCUGGCCUACAGUCUGGAUCAAAAGCUCUACAGCUCCAUGGACUUCGGGAGACGGUGGCAACUCAUGCAUGAACGCAUCACACCCAACAGGUUUUACUGGUCGGUGUCCGGAUUGGAUAAAGAGGCGGACUUGGUGCACAUGGAAGUGCGGACAGCUGAUGGAUAUGCUCACUACCUCACCUGCAGGAUCCAGGAAUGUGCUGAGACUACUCGGAGCGGGCCUUUUGCCCGCUCCAUUGACAUCAGUUCCCUGGUCGUCCAGGAUGAAUAUAUCUUCAUUCAGGUAACAACUGGUGGAAGAGCCAGCUACUACGUGUCUUACCGAAGAGAAGCCUUCACUCAGAUAAAGCUGCCCAAGUACUCGCUGCCCAAGGACAUGCACAUCAUUAGUACCAAUGAGAACCAAGUGUUCGCAGCUGUCCAGGAAUGGAACCAGAAUGACACGUACAACCUCUACAUCUCAGACACACGUGGGAUCUACUUCACCCUGGCCAUGGAGAACAUCAAGAGCAGCAGAGGUCUGAUGGGAAACAUCAUUAUUGAAUUGUAUGAGGUAGCAGGUAUCAAAGGGAUAUUCCUGGCAAACAAGAAGGUGGAUGACCAAGUGAAGACCUACAUCACUUACAACAAGGGCAGGGAUUGGCGCCUCCUGCAAGCUCCAGACGUGGACCUGAGAGGAAGCCCAGUACACUGCCUGCUGCCCUUCUGCUCCCUGCAUCUACACUUGCAGAUCUCUGAAAAUCCAUAUUCCUCAGGGAGAAUCUCCAGCAAGGAGACGGCUCCAGGGCUCGUGGUGGCCACAGGCAACAUUGGCGCAGAGCUCUCAUAUACUGAUAUCAACGUGUUCAUCUCUUCCGAUGGGGGCAACACGUGGAGACAGAUCUUUGAUGAAGAGUACAAUGUCUGGUUCCUAGACUGGGGUGGCGUCCUCGUGGCCAUGAAACACACACCUCUGCCAGUCAGGCAUUUGUGGGUGAGUUUUGACGAGGGCCACUCCUGGAACAAGUACGGUUUCACUUCGGUUCCUCUUUUUGUGGAUGGAGCUCUGGUGGAGGCAGGCAUGGAGACCCAAAUUAUGACAGUUUUUGGCCACUUCAGCCUCCACUCGGAAUGGCAGUUGGUGAAGGUGGACUACAGAUCUAUCUUCAGCCGGCGCUGCAGCAGAGAGGAUUAUGAGACCUGGCGCCUGCUCAAUCAGGGGGAGCCUUGCAUCAUGGGAGAAAGGAAAAUAUUCCAGAAACGCAAGCCAGGAGCUCAGUGUGCCCUGGGCCAAGACUCCUCAGGGACGGUGGUCUCAGAACCCUGUGUCUGUGCCGACUGGGACUUUGAAUGUGACUAUGGCUAUGAGAGACAUGGAGAAAGCCAGUGUGUCCCAGCUUUCUGGUACAAUCCAGCAUCCCCGUCAAAGGACUGCAGCCUUGGUCAAAGCUACCUUAACAGCACUGGGUACCGGCGGAUCGUGUCCAACAACUGCACAGACGGACUGAGGGAGAAGUACACCGCCAAGGCCCAGAUAUGCCCCGGAAAAGCCCCUCACGGCCUCCACGUGGUGACGACCGAUGGGCGCCUGGUGGCAGAGCAGGGGCACAAUGCGACCUUCAUCAUCCUCAUGGAGGAGGGUGAUCUCCAAAGGACAAACAUCCAGCUUGACUUUGGGGAUGGGAUUGCAGUGUCCUAUGCUAACUUCAGUCCCAUCGAGGACGGCAUCAAACACGUGUACAAGAGUGCGGGGAUCUUCCAGGUGACGGCCCACGCGGAGAACAACCUGGGCUCAGACACAGCUGUCCUCUUCCUGCACGUGGUUUGUCCCGUGGAGCAUGUUCAUCUCCGAGUUCCAUUUGUUGCCAUAAGAAACAAGGAGGUCAACAUCAGUGCCGUUGUGUGGCCCAGCCAGCUGGGGACCCUGACCUAUUUCUGGUGGUUCGGCAAUAGUACAAAGCCCCUCAUCACCUUAGACAGCAGCAUUUCCUUCACAUUCCUAGCAGAGGGAACCAAUACCAUCACUGUCCAGGUGGCUGCUGGGAAUGCCCUCAUCCAGGACACAAAAGAUAUCGCAGUUCACGAAUACUUUCAGUCCCAACUCUUAUCAUUCUCUCCUAAUCUGGAUUACCACAAUCCUGACAUUCCGGAGUGGAGGCAAGAUAUUGCCAAUGUGAUCAAGCGGGCUCUGGUGAAAGUAACCAGCAUCCCAGAAGAGCAGAUCCUAGUUGCCGUGUUCCCUGGCCUCCCCACUUCCGCAGAGCUCUUCAUCCUUCCCCCCAAGAACUUGACAGAGAGGAGGAAAGGCAAUGAAGGCGACCUGGAACAAAUUGUAGAGACACUGUUUAACGCUCUAAACCAAAAUUUAGUCCAGUUUGAGCUGAAGCCAGGGAUUCAAGUCAUUGUGUAUGUCACGCAGCUGACUUUAGCUCCACUGGUGGACUCCAGUGCUGGGCACAGCAGCUCAGCCAUGCUUAUGCUCUUGUCAGUGGUGUUUGUCGGCCUGGCUGUGUUUUUGAUCUACAAAUUUAAAAGGAAAAUCCCCUGGAUUAACAUCUAUGCUCAAGUCCAACACGAAAAGGAGCAGGAGAUGAUUGGGUCAGUGAGCCAAAGUGAAAACGCCCCCAAAAUCACACUCAGUGACUUCACCGAGCCCGAGGAGCUGCUGGACAAAGAGCUGGACACCCGGGUCAUAGGAGGCAUUGCCACCAUUGCAAACAGCGAAAGCACAAAGGAGAUCCCCAACUGCACUAGUGUUUAAUACCAACAAGCCACGUGGUCAACCAUCUUUCUGACUUUUUAUUUCUGAUGGUUCCUAUUACACUUAUUAUGGAAAAAUGAAAAUGUCUUUUUUACCUUUUGUUUACCAAGGGCCCCUUCAUAAACAGCAGGCAGACGCUUCGCUUUGGGAGGCGAAGGCAUUCGUAACUGAUUAAAAUGAGACACAAAGGAUAAAUGGCUGUAUUUGUGCUAAGGGCAAAGGAUGCAUCUUCCCAUGGCUUUCUUGCUUCAUUCUGCCAUUGAUAGCGCGAGGAAUCUUGUUUUCCUUGCGGUCUGUCUUUCUUUUUAUUUUUUAAGUUGGGUUGGCUUUCCACUAACCUCCCAUCCUCCCCCCGACACAAGCCCAAAUCACCAGUACCCGCCUCCUCCCUCCCAGCACGCACCUAAAACGUAAACCAUUUCCCAGUUAGGUCUGCAGGAGGAAGGUUGGUGGGGAGUGAGCGUAGCUGCAGGAAGCGUGCACACCUGUCGGAAGAGGCCCUGCCCCGUGCAUGUCCAUUGCAAGCUGCAGAUGGCUUAUUGUAUAUAGUUACAAUGUAAGUAGCUCUUUAUUUCCUGAGAAAUAAUUUAAUGUUUAGUAAAAAAGAAAACAGAAAAAAGAAAGAUGCGUCUGUUGGCUUAUGCACUCACCUUCAGAGCUGACCCACCCCCAGGCCUGCUUGACGCUGGGUUCUGGAUGCUCUCCAGUUGUCUGUCACACUUAACUCUUGCAUCUCUGUGUCCCUGCCAUCGCUGGUUUCUAUUUCUGUAUAUAAAGGGGGGAGGGGGAAGGGCUUCUUUGAAACGCCUAGCAAAGGAAGGACGAGAGAGACAUCAUAGAACCUGGGUGUUUUUUUUGUCCCAUCAGUGAUGUGAAAGAAGUUGCCAGAGGAAGCCCACUACAGACUUCUAACUGAAACCCAUAUGGGGAAACAAGGCUUCCCCUCCAAAAGGAUGAGGUUGAGGAUAGCUAUCGGCCUGAGGUUUUCUCUAAAGAAGCCAGGCAGUGGAUCUAAAAAGAUGACGUUCUGUUUUCCGGUUGGAUUCCAUGGAAUUGAAUAAUGCUUAUGGGGAAUUCUCUGGCUCUUCUUACCCCAGAAAAGUCCCUUGGGCACUAGGUUAAGCCCAGUGAGUGCCUCAGCCUGGGAGAAGUUAGAGGUGGGAGGGAGUUGGCCUUCGUGGGAUCCUGUGACCCUGCAGGCCCCAGAGGGGUGUAACCUCUAACGAUCUUAGUCAAAGUUGAUUCUCGCAGAGCUGUGCCGCUUGCUCGUCAGAUGUACACAAGUACACAACUUCCUUAAAGUCAGAUGUCUACCUUCAGUUCCCUGAAGGCAGUUCUAGCAUCUGGGGCGAGUGACUUUCAAAGCCAGUGUUCUCUUUUCCUGCACCCCAGCCCGUUCACACGGUUCAUGUGUCAGUUCUUUUUAGGAGGGUCACUUUAAGCCAUGCUGUAAGCAUUGUUUUCUU
Messenger RNA from Aethalodelphis obliquidens (Pacific white-sided dolphin), 5172 nucleotides. It is a transcript of the gene SORCS3, whose product is annotated as sortilin related VPS10 domain containing receptor 3. Lineage: Eukaryota; Metazoa; Chordata; Mammalia; Artiodactyla; Delphinidae. Gene Ontology annotation, molecular function: protein binding. Gene Ontology annotation, cellular component: postsynaptic density membrane. The transcript is spliced from 27 exons. Bases 38 to 3706 code for a protein of 1222 amino acids. The record is from RefSeq and is a predicted model, not a curated record.